Messenger RNA from Cercospora beticola, 1239 nucleotides. It is a transcript of the gene RKM2, whose product is annotated as protein-lysine N-methyltransferase. Gene Ontology annotation, biological process: peptidyl-lysine monomethylation. The record is from RefSeq and is a predicted model, not a curated record. Gene Ontology annotation, molecular function: protein binding; protein-lysine N-methyltransferase activity. Lineage: Eukaryota; Fungi; Ascomycota; Dothideomycetes; Mycosphaerellales; Mycosphaerellaceae.
AUGGCGCCUGCCAAAAAGCGCCGCCGGACCUCAUCCGCUCAGCAAGCACAAGCUCAAUUUUCACCCUCCUCUCCAGAAGACAACAAGCACAGUCUCUUCACAUCAUGGGCCGAGUCUCGCGGCGUCCAGAUCACCUCCGUCGCCCCAGCAGUCAUCCCUGGCCGCGGCGUCGGCCUCCUCACUACAGCCCCAAUCAAAAAGGACACACAGAUAAUUUUCGUUCCCGAAAAGGCCAUGUUCAAACCUCUUGUAACAAGUAUCAAAUCCAAAGCCUUCCCCGAAAGCGUCUCACCGCAAGCUCAGCUCGCAAUCAGCAUAAUGUCCGCGUGUCAAGACCCCUCUUCUUCGUAUCACCUCUGGCAAUCAACUUGGCCCAUACGAGAAGAUUUCGAAAGCAGCAUGCCGCUAUUUUGGCCCAAGAAUUUAGCUUCUCACCUGCCACCGUCAGUACAGCAGCCGCUGGAAAGGAUGCGAGAGGACUAUGAUCGGGACUUCAAGUCUAUGCUGCGGUUACAUCCGGAUUGGACAGAACGGGACUUCAAGUAUUACUGGGCGAUCGUGAACAGCCGGAGCUUUCAUUUCAAGCCCCCAGGCGCAAAGCCUGGGUUUAUGGUGUUGUGCCCAUUUAUCGAUUAUAUGAAUCAUGGACCGAGUGGGACAGGAGUCAACGUGAGGCAGACGCCCAAGGGCUAUGAGGUUACUGCUGAUAGGGACUAUGAACCCAACACCGAGAUCCUCGCCACGUACGGUGCCCAUCCCAAUGAUAAGCUCCUCGUGCAUUACGGCUUCGUGAAUUCGUCUCCACCAGAUGCGCCCUCCGACGAUGAUGUUCGUCUCGAUCACAUUAUUGACUCCCGACUAUCUCCAAGCACCAAGUCCCAGCUUCAGGAUGUCGGAUAUUCGGGUUCAUAUACCUUGUUCCCGGCCUCGUCACAUCGUGUACAGCCCGAGAUCUGCUUCAGAACACAAGUCGCUGUGCGAGCGGAACUACUCACAGCCAACGAGUGGGAGUAUUUUAUGCUUAAUGGCGAGGAUAUGACGAGCGAUCAAAGCGGUAAUGUCGAGAAGUGGCUGAGGCCGUUGUUGACAGGGUGUCGUGACCAGGCGAGGGAGAAACUUGCAGAGUUGGCAAAGCUAGAGCCGGCAAAGGGAAGUGCAGAUGCGGGUGCGGUAUUCUGGCUGAAUGUUCGGUGGGAGCAGAUUGAGCAGGCGCUGGAUGCCUUUCUCAAACUCAAAUAG